Pyrus x bretschneideri (Chinese white pear) is the source of this 762-nucleotide messenger RNA. Its product is annotated as protein translation factor SUI1 homolog. Gene Ontology annotation, molecular function: RNA binding; translation initiation factor activity. The record is from RefSeq and is a predicted model, not a curated record. The transcript has 5 exons. The coding region runs from base 214 to 555 and encodes 113 amino acids. Lineage: Eukaryota; Viridiplantae; Streptophyta; Magnoliopsida; Rosales; Rosaceae. Gene Ontology annotation, biological process: translational initiation.
UCCAUUCACUUUUCUUUGUUCCCACUUCCCAAACAGCUUUCAAUUAGAGAGAGAGAGAGAGAGAGAGAGAGAGAGGCGGACAGAGAAUCAAACCUCAUCCAGCUUUGAAGUUAGGGGUUUUGCUGUCACCACCUACCCAAUUCCAAUUCCUAAUCGUCUGAUCAGGUAUAAGAUUUCUGGUUGCAAGGCCUUCUUAGUCAAUAGCCAAGGUUCAUGUCUGAGCUCGACGUACAAAUUCCUACUGCAUUCGAUCCGUUUGCUGAGGCAAAUGCUGAGGAUUCAGGUGCUGGGACAAAAGAUUAUGUACACAUUCGUGUUCAGCAAAGAAACGGUAGGAAAAGCCUGACAACCGUGCAGGGACUGAAGAAGGAAUUUAGCUACAACAAAAUCCUCAAGGACCUUAAGAAGGAAUUUUGUUGCAAUGGUACAGUUGUCCAGGAUCCAGAGCAAGGGCAGGUCAUUCAACUUCAAGGUGAUCAACGAAAGAACGUAUCUGCCUUCCUAGUCCAGGCUGGCAUUGUGAAGAAGGACCACAUCAAGAUUCACGGUUUCUGAGCUGCUUCGUUCAAGUCUCUGCACAAUCCUGUCUAUCAUCGGAGUCCUUGUUAUUUGCAUAUUAUCGCAUCUAAGUUUGAGAUGCGCAGUGUGUUUUUCGGUUUGUUAUAAUUUUCAAGUACCUGUGUAAUGUGUUGUCGUUAUGGAAUGUAUGACAAAUUCUGUUCGUGGUUUUGAAAAUAUCGUAACUUUGUACUUCGUCCUUCA